This is a messenger RNA of Venustampulla echinocandica, 1449 nucleotides long. RefSeq lists its product as uncharacterized. NCBI's taxonomy places the organism in Eukaryota, Fungi, Ascomycota, Leotiomycetes, Helotiales, Pleuroascaceae. The record is from RefSeq and is a predicted model, not a curated record. Gene Ontology annotation, cellular component: membrane. Bases 1 to 1449 code for a protein of 482 amino acids. Gene Ontology annotation, molecular function: sphingosine N-acyltransferase activity. The transcript is spliced from 2 exons. Gene Ontology annotation, biological process: ceramide biosynthetic process.
AUGGUCGCACCCGACCUCUUCCCACUCCUCAAUACCUCGGCCGACCAACCGCCCUCCGCGACUCGAAAUAGCACACCGCGUCGACGAAGGAAGUCCAGUAUAUUGGGACAGGAGAUUUGCGCUGCAGACACGGGAAGGAGUCUGGGAAUUGGCCUCUCGAGCAUCAUCCGCACAUCUGACUCGUCGUCAACGAAGUCAUCCAGCGGCCAUGCGCGCCAGCUGAGCGAGCAGAAAAGGCUCUCCAAGCGUGGAGAGUCCUAUUCCCUUCUGCGGCGCUGCACAAACUUCGCCAUUAAGCAUACCUGGACGAUACCUCUCGUCCUCUUGCUCGCGAUCCUCUCCUUAUACGCCAUCAAUCCGACCGAAUCCAACGCCAUCCACCAUUUCAUAUUCCUCUCCUACAGGCUACCUCUUGAGGCUGGUGCCGAUCCCAGCUCGCCUCCGCAGUAUGGCAAGGGCCUCUGGGAUAUCGCAUUCGUGUCCUUCUAUGUGAUUGUCCUAUCGUUUACACGCGAGUUCAUCAUGCAAGAAAUAUUACGUCCCUUGGCGCGUUUCUGCGGCAUCAAGGCCCAUGGCAAACAAUUUCGCUUUAUGGAGCAGGCAUACACCGCCAUCUACUUUGGGCUCACAGGACCGGCCGGACUAUAUGUUAUGCGCCAAACGCCAGUAUGGUACUUCGACGCGCGAGGCAUGUUCGAGUUCUUCCCACAUAAAACCCACCAGGCCGUUUUCAAGUUUUACUACUUGUUCCAGGCCGCAUAUUGGGCGCAGCAGGCCGUUGUCAUGUUGUUGGGCAUGGAGAAGCGACGCAAGGACUUUAAUGAGCUUGUAGCACACCAUAUCGUUACUUUGACCCUUGUCGGGCUAAGCUACCGAUUCCACUUCACGUAUAUUGGUAUCGCCAUUUACAUAACCCAUGAUAUUAGUGAUUUCUUUCUUGCCUUGUCGAAAUCCCUCCAUUAUAUCGACAGCCCUAUGGUAGGAUUGUACUUCGGCACCUCUAUAGGCGCGUGGAUUUACUUGCGCCAUUACCUGAAUAUACGUAUCUUCAUCUCGCUCUUCAACGAGUUUCGGACCGUUGGUCCCUACGAAAUGAACUGGGAGACAGGACAGUAUAAGUCCCCGUUCUCUAAUACUAUCGCUAUCGUCCUAUUAGGGUCGCUCCAGUCUCUUAACCUCUUUUGGCUGUACUGCCUUCUGCGCAGUGCGUUCCGGUUCGUCGUCUAUAACGUUGCGAAAGACGAUAGAUCGGACACAUCCGAGGACGAGGAGUUGGAGCUUGAAGAUAUAGAACCCAAGAAGGAGGAAACGAAGAAGGUCGAGGCACUGCCCUUGUUGAGCGGCAAUGGAUUUGCCAAUGGUAGUGCGAACGGCGUGAUGAAGGCCACCGGUAAUGGGACCGCCACGCUACCUCCGAGGAGGAAAAGCGCGAGGAAAAGCGCACUAUAA